UUGUGCACCUCGUCCUUCUAGAUCAACCUAGUAGUCCUUGUUCUAAGUACGUAAUUACCACGAGUUUAGAGAAAGAAAAAACCCCUUCUCCCGAAUCCUAUUGCACCGUCGUGCGCACAUGUAUUACUCAUUCUUGUUUUUCGUGUUGUUGUGUUACCACGUUUACGGGCUGCGACAGUGUUUUGUUUUCGUUUUUUGUUACUAUGGGAAAGCGUAAGAUUUUUAAAGUUUCGCCUCGCAAAAGGCGGCGAACUGAGCGGGCGGACAAGAAAAAUAAAAAGAUCGCGUUAGAAGUACUACUUAAUUUACGGCGUGUUUCGCGUUCGACUUCGAGGGACGCCAUUUUAUCAGCUGACCGACAUCCCGGGGCAACAGCCGUGGUUUCACCGGCAUUGACAACGUCUUCUUCUCAGUCAACGACACCGCGAGGAGAAGAUCGCUUUUUACAAGCUGAUGUGGAUUUCGCUUCGCCGCAGCCCCAUUCCAGCCAUUCCCAUUCUCCGACACACGUGUUAUUGAACCCUGUGUUGAGAUUGGGCGCUUUGGAAGAGGCACGGGUUUUUGACCCUGAAAGUUUUGUGGAAGAGAACGACCAGAAUGUUCCAGCUAAUGAGCAGUUAAGUGACAAUGUUUUGUCACUUUUAGGUGAAUUUAAUCCCCCGAAGAGGGAUUUGUCGGUUGCCGUGCAUCCAGCUGUGGCUGAUCGAUGGGAAAAUAUUUUAAAGUCUGGAUUGGAUGCUGCAGCAGUAGCCACCUUUGUGCAAAAAUAUCCUCCAGCGGAAAAUUGUACGUUCAUGGGAGUACCCAAACUAAAUCCUGAGAUUGAGGCUGCUUUCACCGAGGCACUUAAAGGACGGGAUGCAAGAUUGUCUAAAUUGCAAGGCAAUUUGGGAGCAGCUUUAGCAGCCAUUGGAAAAGGGCUAAGCCUGUGUCUGCAAGAAGGGGAGGGGAUACACUUCCCUCUACCUUUAAUAGAGUGUCUCAGCGAUGCUGGACGGCUAAUAGCUGAUUGCCAUUAUCAGCAUUCGAUGGCCCGGCGUUUCAUUGCAACGUCAAACAUAAACAAAUCUUCUCGGGCCACAUUGACGAAGGCUCCGAUUGGAGAUUGGUUGUUUGGCGAUGCUCUAUCUGAGAGAGUAAAGGCAGCAAAAGUGCUAGAGCGAGCCUCUAAUGACCUUAAGGUUCAGAAGGUGACCUCCACCCAGUUUCGCAGUAAGGGGCCUAGUUCGUUAAACUCAAAGGGCCUGUCACGUUUACCCGACAACAGUCGCCGGGGCAGGCCAAACUUUUCAUUUCGUCGGGACCGUCAACCACAACCAAUGCUGUCCGGGACAAAGAAACAUCCAGUGCUACAACAGCGGCAGCGAUGGCAGAACAAAUCCCGACAUUACCGUUAGAGGUUGCCACAUCCGCUACACCCGCAACUUACCCUGGUUGCAGGGCUUUUGUCGAGCAGGCGUUGAGUCUUAAGGGCGUCCCAAGAGAGGCGUUGGAGAUAUCGAUAGCGUCACUCACGGAUUCAUCAUUAAGGCAAUAUAAUAGUAGCCUUCGCCUUUGGUGGAUGUUUUGUAAAAACAGAAAUGCUAAUUGCUUUGACUUGGACAUAAACGCCGUUUUAUCUUUUUUAGUAGAUCUGUUUAAUCAGGGAGCUUCCUAUGGAGUCCUUAAUACUGCUAGGUCGGCAUUAGCGUUACUUAUCUCACCAAGUUUGGGACAGGAUUUUAGGAUUAGACGUUUCCUCAAGGGCGUUUUUAAGCUGCGUCCUUCAUUGCCAAGAUAUGAUUCAGUGUGGGAUCCAUGUAUUGUUUUAAGAUAUCUGUCCACACUGGUACCUAAUGAAUCGAUAGAUUUAUCUAUGUUAGCCAAAAAAGCAGUAACCUUGCUAGCCUUAGUAACGGCCCACAGAGUCCAGACUUUCUCCUUGAUAGAGAUAGAUAACAUAACGUGUUCGAAUGAUAAGAUGGAAAUAAAAGUUCCUCUGCGGAUUAAAACUUCGUCUCCGCGGGGUUUUCAACCGAAUUUAUCUUUUCCGUUUUUUAACGAUAAGCCUGGACUCUGCGUAGCGCGUACAUUGUUGGGUUACUUAGAGCGGACUAAGGGUUUGAGACCUAUGCGGUCGAGCAAAUUAUUCCUAACCUCAAAACAACCCUUUAAGCCGGCGUCUUCUCAAACUCUUAGUCGUUGGAUUAAGGACAUGUUAGCCCGAAGUGGAGUAGAUACAUCGAGAUUCACAGCUCACAGUACUCGCCAUGCGGCAACUUCCGCAGCUGCGCGGAAGGGAGUAAGUCUGGAUGUAAUUAGAUCUACGGCGGGAUGGUCCCAUUCCUCCCAAGUGUUUGCAAAAUUCUACAACCGACCUCUUGUUGAGAGUCGCUCUGUUGCUAAUGCAAUAUUAGAUUUUAAGUAAUAGUAACCUAAAUAUUUUGUAUCGUUUUUUACACAUUUAGAAGUUUUUCCUUUAUAAAGUUUCUGUUUCAUGA
Molecule: messenger RNA, 2480 nt
Organism: Photinus pyralis (common eastern firefly)
Lineage: Eukaryota; Metazoa; Arthropoda; Insecta; Coleoptera; Lampyridae
Exons: 3
Coding region: 204-1397 (397 amino acids)
Source: RefSeq, a predicted model, not a curated record